Molecule: messenger RNA, 492 nt
Organism: Alexandromys fortis (reed vole)
Lineage: Eukaryota; Metazoa; Chordata; Mammalia; Rodentia; Cricetidae
Product: 40S ribosomal protein S25-like
Exons: 2
Coding region: 1-492 (163 amino acids)
Cellular component (GO): cytosolic small ribosomal subunit
Molecular function (GO): structural constituent of ribosome
Source: RefSeq, a predicted model, not a curated record
AUGAGAGUCGUGUGUCAGGCUGCCCAGAAGGUGCGCAAUGAGAGAAGGGAAAAGAGAACCCUCAGAGCGCGAAGAGAAGGCUGCAGUGGUCGUCGCCACUCUCCGAGCUUCAUCACGCUGCCCAAGGAUGACAAGAAGAAGAAAGAUGCCGGAAAGUUGGCCAAAAAAGACAAAGACCCAGUAAAUAAGUCCAGUGGCAAGGCCAAAAAGAAGAAGUGGUCCAAAGGCAAAGUUCGGGACAAGCUCAACAAUCUAGUCCUGUUUGACAAGGCUACAUAUGACAAACUCUGUAAGGAAGUGCCCAACUAUAAACUUAUUACUCCAGCCGUGGUCUCUGAGAGACUGAAGAUUCGUGGUUCCUUGGCCAGGGCAGCUCUUCAGGAGCUCCUUAGUAAAGGGCUUAUCAAGCUGGUCUCAAAGCACAGAGCCCAGGUAAUUUACACCAGAAACACAAAGGGUGGAGAUGCCCCAGCUGCUGGUGAAGAUGAAUGA